Trematomus bernacchii (emerald rockcod) is the source of this 3642-nucleotide messenger RNA. RefSeq names its product TOX high mobility group box family member 3 (gene tox3). NCBI's taxonomy places the organism in Eukaryota, Metazoa, Chordata, Actinopteri, Perciformes, Nototheniidae. The transcript is spliced from 7 exons. Bases 260 to 2107 code for a protein of 615 amino acids. The record is from RefSeq and is a predicted model, not a curated record. Gene Ontology annotation, molecular function: chromatin DNA binding. Gene Ontology annotation, cellular component: nucleus. Gene Ontology annotation, biological process: regulation of transcription by RNA polymerase II.
GUGUGUAAAUGCAUGAACACACAGCCUCUGCUGCUGCUUGACGGACAGCUUAUCAGGCUCCAACCUCAGAGAUGAAGCGACUGAACCAGGUGUAGAAGAGGAAUAUUCUAACUUUACCCCCACCACCGCAGUGUCUAGUCAUCCCAACCAAGCUUGGGUCAGUUUCUCCGUGUCUCUGUGUGCGCUGGGAUUGUAAGCGGCAGAAACACAUUGCUCUCCGGGCAGAGUAGGCUACAGCUGCGCGGCUCCCUAACACAUCAUGGAUGUACGGUUUUAUCCGACGGCUGGUGGGAAUUCUAUUCCAGGAGAACCACCAAACAUGGAUUUUUCCCACUGUUUGGGCUACUACAACUUCAAUAAGUUCCAGAAUAACAACAACUACAUGAACAUGGCCGAAGCCAACGGUGCCCUGCUCGCUGGUGAUACCUUCCAUACACCCAGCUUGGGAGACGAGGAGUUUGAGAUUCCUCCCAUCACACCUCCACCUGAGAUUGAGUCUGGGAUGGGUCUUUCGGACGUGGACUCACCUUAUCCAGCAAUGCCGGAGCCCCCAGUUAAUCACAGGGGUCUGUUAAUCCCUCAGUUCCCCCCUCAGAGUAUGGAUCUGCCCUCUAUUACCAUCUCACGCAACAUGAUGGACCAGGAAGGGCUGUCUGUCAACAACGGCCAACCUGUGAAUGUUGGACCAGGCCAUCAUCGCCAGUACUCGGCCAACCCAGCCAUGGUGAUGAAGUCCAUCAUCAGCAUGAACAGCCCCAACGGGAUGUUAUCACGUAAUCAGCUGACCACCAUCAACCAAUCCCAGCUCAACGCACAGCUGAGCUUAAACAUGGCGGGACCCAACAUCGCCCACACUGCCCCGUCACCCCCCACCAGCAAAUCCGCCACCCCGUCUCCCUCCAGCUCCAUCAACGAGGACGACCAGGAGGAAGGCAACAGGAUCAUUGGAGAGAAGCGGCCAGCCCCCGUAGAUCCUGUAAAGAAGCCCAAGACUCCCAAGAAGAAGAAGAAGAAGGAUCCCAAUGAGCCUUCGAAACCGGUGUCCGCCUACGCUCUGUUCUUCAGAGACACCCAGGCUGCUAUUAAGGGUCAGAAUCCAAACGCCACCUUUGGAGAGGUGUCCAAGAUCGUGGCCUCCAUGUGGGACGGUCUGGGAGAGGAACAGAAGCAGUCUUACAAAAGCAAAACAGAAGCUGCCAAGAAAGAAUAUUUAAAAGCUCUUGCCGCAUACCGUGCUAGCCUGGUUUCCAAGGCUGCAGCAGAAUCAGCCGAGGCCCAGACCAUCCGCUCCGUGCAGCAGACCCUGGCCUCCACCAGCCUGUCCCCCGGCCUGAUGAUGCCCUCACCCCUCAACCAGCACCACUCCAUGGCAGCAGCUGCCCUGGCCCUACAGCAAGGCAUACCACGGGCCAUCGCCCCAAAACCUCUGCAGAUGAGACUAGGAGGCAACCAGAUCGUGACCUCGGUGACCGUCUCCCACCAGAACAUGGCCCCCGGGAUGCCCCAGCAGAUGCUCGGCCCGAUGGGGUCCGGAGGGGGCAUGGUGGCGGGUGCCCAGUCCACAGCGGUGUCUCAGAUGAGCCCCCCCAUGCAGCCGCAGCAGCAUGCCAUGCAGCAGAUCCAGCAGCAGCAGCAGAUGCAGCAGCACCUCCAGCACCAUCAGAUGCAGCAGCAGCAGAUGCACCACCAGCAGAUCCAGCAGCAGAUGCAGCAUCAGCAUUUCCAACACCACCUCCAGCAGCAGCUGCAGCAGCACCACAUUCAGCAGCAGCAGCAACACCAACAACAACAGCAGCAGCAGCAACAACAGCAGCAGCAACAACAACAACAACAACAACAACAACAACAACAACAGCAGCAGCAGCAGCAGCAGCAGCAGCAGCAGAUGCAGCACAUGCAGAUGCAGCAUCAGAUGCACCAGCAGCAGCAGAUUCAACAUCUGCAGCAGCAGCAGCACCAGUCCCAGUGUUCCCCCCCCCAGCACUCUCCUGGUUCAGUGGGGGGCUCUGCGUCGCUCGGCAGCCCCCAGCCGGCCUCCCAGCAGCAGCCUCACCCUUCCCAAAUCCAGGCCCACGCCCAGGCCCUGUCCCAAGUCAGCAUUUACUGAGCCAAAUGGAAAUCCUAUCUCAAAGAACAGGAAUAGAAUAAAAGCAUCAUUCCACGUUGCUUUUCUACGUUGCACUUAAGAAGUGUGUAAGAUUUAGAAUGUUAUACAAAGAACUUGUCCAUUGUUAUAGACGGAUAUGCACACGCGUGUACAGGGGAGAACAUGUUAACUUGGUUUUUGUCUAUAAAAUAGGCUGAGCUGUGACAGAAGCCUGUUAGGGCGAGCGCCCAGUGAUUGUUUAUCUGUUUGUUUGUGAGGUCUUUCAGUUGUCAAUUUAAACUGACUGGGCACACAAUAUGUUGAAAGACGUGUCUUUCACUGUUUUAUUUAACAAUAAAGCUUUAUUUAUGCGGCCAGAGUCUUCAGUUCAACGCAGCAAAAAGACAUUUUGAAUGCGUUUGAACCAGAGGAUUUCUAUCAGCUCUCGCCUGGACUGACUCACAGGAUCCUUGCUGGAAACCAGUAAACCCACACAUCAGUCUUUGUUCCCACACUGGCCAGUAUAUAGCGAGACUUUCUUUACUCCAACCUUUCUCCUUCACACAUCGCUCUGGCAGAUGUAACCUUUCAACAAUGGCGGAGAAGGAAAUGGUUGAUUAAAUCAUCACACGUCGGAGGCCCAGUGAUAUUUGAACACUGUUAAAUCAUCUCACAAAUGUAAGCAAUGUCUUGAAGAAGAAGGGGAACUGAAAAUAUAAAGUCUAGACCUCUGGAUGAACGACUGAACAGACAGAGACAGAAACUGCCAUAAAUCACUUGUUUCAUCACAUCAUCAAACUGUAGCUGUAAUCUGCUGUACAUGUUUCGUAGAGUGGGAGACACAGGACCUCCCGUAUCCACUACCCUAGCCCACAAGCGUGUAACUGGCACCCCCUCCUCCAAAAAAAUGAUCUUUAAUCUAUUUGUUUUUACUUCAGAUGUUUAACAAUUAAAUUAUGUUUUUAUUUUGUGUAACAAAGGGGAUAUUUUAUGGUAAAUACAAAUGUCCGGAUCAAGGCAGAUGGUUUGGGGAUUGCUGUAUUUUUACUCUGCUUCUUGAUGGGUCAUUGUUUUAAAAAAGGAAACUAGCAGAGCCAGUUUGUUGCACUGCCAAAGCCGACUGAAAGGCAUCGGAGGUAUUUUUCUGUACAGAAGUCCCUGAGGAAAAAAAAGAAGACGUUGUACAUUUUUCACAUCACCUGUUGUAAAGUUUUAAUAUGUGAGGCUUUAAUUAAAACAUUGUUAAACGACCUGUGGAUUGCUAUAUCACAUAGUGCAUUUCUGCUCUUUUAUACUUUUUUUAUGAGUUACAAUAGCAGCAAUUAAUUUUGUUUGUAUUUUGCUUACAAACCAACUGCUUUUAAAAUAUUGUCCAUAGAAUAAAUGCAUAUCCGUACGGAGGUUGUUUUCAGCUCACGAUAGGAAAAGUAAUUUAAUGUUUGAGUUUUUGCUCGGCCAUGAAGAUGAAUCCAGAGACAUUCCAUCACUAAUAUGAUAGUAGCCAUAAUUUUGUAUGAAGUAUUAUAUAUUUCUUUGUGUCUCUGUUCAAAAUUAAA